AUGUCUUCCCCACUAGCAGAUCCCGUCAAGCUUCCUUGCGGGCUAGUCUUCCCCAACCGCCUAAGCAAGGCUGCAAUGGCCGAGCUCAUGGCCAAAACUAACCACCCAAAUCCCAAACUCCUAGCCGCCUACGAGAACUGGGCCGAAGGCGGAUGGGGUAGCAUUCUGACAGGAAACGUCCAGGUUGACGUCAACCACAUGGGCAGCCCAUUUGAUGCGGCCUUGCAUUCUGAGUACACGGGCAACGACGAGGCUCUGCUAUCGGAGUGGAAGAAGUACGCCGACGCGUGCCAGAAGCACGGCACGCCAGCUCUCCUGCAGAUUUGCCAUCCCGGCCGUCAGUCGUUUCGGGUUGCCGGUCGUCGUGGCAUCUUCGGAUCGACACUUGCUCCUAGUGUUGUCCCUAUGAACAUAGGCGAUGGCUGGCUCAUGAGAACUCUUGCGGCCAUCACCUGGUCACAGCCGCGGGAGAUGACCCGCGCCGAUAUCGAGAGGGUGAUUCGACAGUUUGUCGAUACUGCUAGACUGGCGGCCGAUGCUGGGUUUGCGGGCGUGGAGUUGCAUGGGGCUCAUGGGUACUUACUUGAUCAAUUCCUGAAUGCCAAGACCAAUAUCCGCACUGAUGAAUAUGGCGGCACGCCCGCGAAACGCGCUCGAUUUGUACUGGAGAUCUUGUCCGAGAUCCGCAAAGUUGUUCCACCAAAGUUCUGCGUGGGUAUCAAACUCAACUCCGCUGAUCAAAGCUCUGCCGCCUUUGAAGACGUCAUGACACAAAUCAAGCUGCUCGUUGAGGCGGGUAUCGACUUCAUGGAGAUCAGCGGUGGGACCUACGAGGAUACUAGGAUGAUGGGCUAUACCUCCCAAUCAACCCCUCAAGCACCCAAAUCUGAACGCACUGCCGCUCGUGAAGCCUACUUCCUCGAAUUUGCCAAGGCAGUGCGCCAGCGACACCCAAAGCUGAUCCUUAUGCUGACAGGCGGGUUCCGGAGUCGUGCUGGUGCCGAAGCUGCAAUUAAAGACAAUGCUUGUGAUCUGAUUGGAAUUGCACGACCGGCUGCUGUGGACCCAAGAUGGCCCCUGAAGCUUCUGGAUGAGAGUAUUCCGCAUGACAAAAUGCAACUGCUUCUGAACAAAGCGCCAGUGCCUUUCUUUGCAAGGUGGUUGCCAAGCUUUCUUGUGGGCGCUGGAGCUGAGUCUACAUAUUAUGCGAACCAGAUCCAGCGGUUUGCUAGGGGGCUUAGUACAUAUGGCCCUGCUUUGUGA
This is a messenger RNA of Penicillium riverlandense, 1263 nucleotides long. RefSeq names its product NADH:flavin oxidoreductase/NADH oxidase family protein. Bases 1 to 1263 code for a protein of 420 amino acids. Gene Ontology annotation, molecular function: oxidoreductase activity; FMN binding. The record is from RefSeq and is a predicted model, not a curated record. NCBI's taxonomy places the organism in Eukaryota, Fungi, Ascomycota, Eurotiomycetes, Eurotiales, Aspergillaceae. The transcript is spliced from 7 exons.